UAAGGCAACGGUACCACAACUUGUGAUAUGGUACCAUCUUUGCCGAAACAUGUCACUUUAGUAGGGAAUCAGCACCACGAAAACAGUAGGUCCGACCAAAAGGAUCACCAUUCCAGAAAUUCAUGCUGAUCCGAUGGUUAAGUGGCCACAACUGUUAAGUUGAUUGAAUUCAAAGUGUGGCCUAUAUGAUGAUCAGAAAUUCCUGAUUUUUGUCGUAGAUGAUAUUCAUGGUAUGACCUACUAUUUUAAUGGUACUGAUUUCAUACAAAGGUAACAUGCAGUCUGGAAAGAUUGUACUGUAAAAAAGUAGUGGUACAUAGCCUUCUAUCUGAUCAGUUCCCAAUUCAAAAACACUAGUUAUGAAUUUCAUUUCCAUAUGACAACAAUGGAAACUGGUAGCUAUGGCAGUUACACUUCAGUUGCAAGAAUCCUACUCACCUUCAACAACCCAAAACUCCUACUCCUAGAACAACCCUCCUCAAACCUAGCCUACCUCAGGCCUCUCCAUGCCCACAUGAUCAGAACCCAUCUCAUUGAGGACACAUUUACUGUCAGCCGUUUGAUCGCCUUCUGCACCGAUCCCGGACACUCUCCCACCUUACUACACUAUGCCCGCCGCGUCUUUUCCCAAAUCCAAAAUCCCAAUACCUUCAUCUACAAUGCCAUGAUCAGAGCUUAUUCUGCCAGCGACAACCCGCAGCAAUCCAUCCAUUUGUACAAUCAACUGCAAUGCCGCUGCCUCCGUCCUGACAAUCUAACAUUCCCUUUCCUACUAAAAUCUUCCACCCAUUUCGCAUCCCUGGAAAUGGGAAUGCAGAUCAACGGUCAGAUCAUCAGAUAUGGGUUCGAAUCAGAUGUGUAUGUACAGAACUCUCUGGUUCACAUGUAUGCCGCCUCUGGUGAUUUACAGACUGCGGAACGGAUUUUCUAUAGAAUUUCUCAUCUGGAUAUAGUGUCUUGGACAUCUAUGAUUGGUGGUUAUAACAGGUGUGGGGACGUCAGGUCUGCUCGUCAACUGUUUGAUAGAAUGCCGCAGAGGAAUGUGGUAACAUGGAGUAUAAUGAUUCGUGGGUAUGCCCGGAAUGGACACUUCGAUCAGGCCGUUAAUCUCUUUCGGGUUAUGAAGGCUGAAAACGUCCGAGCCAAUGAGACGGUGAUGGUUAGUGUGAUAUCUUCGUGUGCGCACUUGGGUGCAUUGGAACAAGGCAGAAGAGCCCAUGAUUAUGUAGUUAAGAACAAUCUUGCUGUGAAUUUGAUCCUUGGGACUGCUCUUGUUGACAUGUAUGCUAGAUGUGGGGACAGUCGUAAAGCAAUUGAGGUUUUUGAACAGCUGACUGAGCGGGAUGUGCUGUGCUGGACAACUGUGAUUGCGGGCCUUGCGAUGCACGGGCAUGCUGAAAUGUCGCUCGAGUACUUCACCAGGAUGGUGGAAACAGGGGUGAUGCCGAGGGAUGUCACAUUUACAGCUGUGCUAUCAGCUUGCAGCCAUGGUGGGCUGGUUGAAAGAGGUUUCAAACUUUUUGAGAGCAUGAGAGAAGAUUACAAGAUCGAGCCGAGAUUAGAGCAUUAUGGGUGUAUGGUUGAUCUUCUAGGCCGAGCUGGGAAACUGGAUGAAGCUGAAAGAUUCAUACACCAAUUGCCAUUGAAACCUAAUGCGCCAAUCUGGGGUGCAUUGCUUGGAGCAUGCCGUAUUCACCGGAAUGUGGAAAUUGGAGAACGGGUUGGGAAGAUCCUGAUUGAAUUGGAACCAGGCCACAGCGGGUACUACGUGCUCUUAUCAAACGUCUAUGCCCGUGCAAACAGGUGGGACCAAGUUACAGAACUGAGGCAAAAUAUGAAGGACAGAGGAGUGAAGAAGUCCCCUGGUUACAGCCUGAUAGAGGUCGAUGGGAUUGUCCAUCGCUUCAUCAUGGGAGAUGGGUCCCACCCAGAAAUCGAACAGAUCAGGGCAAUGUGGGAAGAGAUCGCACUGAGGAUAAGAGCCGUUGGGUAUAUGGGGAAUAAGUCGGAUGUGCUGUUUGAUAUAGAUGAGGAAGAGAAGGAAAGCGCGUUGUAUCAGCAUAGCGAGAAGCUUGCAAUUGCGUUUGGGAUGAUGAGAACCGGCAAUCAGACAGUGAUCAGAAUAGUGAAGAAUCUACGCGUAUGCGAUGACUGUCACACAGCCACAAAGUUCAUAUCCAAAGUUUUUGAUCGAGAGUUGAUUGUUAGAGAUCGAAAUCGGUUCCACCACUUCAGGCAAGGUGAAUGUUCUUGUCUGGAUUACUGGUAAGAUGGCUAUAUAACAGCACCCAGCAAUGUACAUGUUCAUCAUUCCAAUGAAAACAAGGCCAAUUACAGCCUACGGUUCAAUGUUCCAGAUCCAAUGAUCCAACAAGCCACACCAUGGACAGAUCAUGCCCCAAUAAUGUCCUGGAUUGAAAGAUCCUACCUACCCAUAGUGUGUCCUUUUUUCUGUUGGAUGAUGGGACCUAUUGCUAUGAAGGUAUUCCAUAAUGGUAACAGUAGCCGUAACAGUCACUGCCAUUACUGUUACAAUAUGGUCAAAAUGACCUUUUUUUUUUUUUUUUCGAUUUUUUUUUUCAGGCCCAUAACAGAUCAUUACAGGGCCAUAAUAAAAAUUACUUGUAACUUAUCCUUCUGCAGAAAUAUAAUAUGAUCCUCCUUGGUUUUCA
Messenger RNA from Magnolia sinica, 2672 nucleotides. RefSeq names its product pentatricopeptide repeat-containing protein At5g06540. The coding region runs from base 377 to 2269 and encodes 630 amino acids. The record is from RefSeq and is a predicted model, not a curated record. Gene Ontology annotation, biological process: RNA modification. NCBI's taxonomy places the organism in Eukaryota, Viridiplantae, Streptophyta, Magnoliopsida, Magnoliales, Magnoliaceae. Gene Ontology annotation, molecular function: zinc ion binding; protein binding; RNA binding. The transcript has a single exon.